AUGUUCUCUGAGCCUUCGAGUCCGGAACAGCGGCAGCAACCACCCCAACAGACGUCCACAUCAUACACGGAAUACCCUGAGUUUUGGAAUGCUCAAACCCCUGCUGUCCCAACUGCGCCUUCCACAUCCUCUUGGGAGCAGGAGUGGGCCACAGGACACACAGACUCUCAGGGCUGGCCCUCUUCUCAUCUUCUCUAUUCAUCACCCGAGAGUGUCAGGCCACCUGAUCAGUUCACUACGAGUGGCAGUGGACCGAUCCACGCGAAACCCCCCUACUCUUACAUAUCUCUCAUCACGAUGGCCAUCCAGUACUCUCGAAGGAGGAUGUGCACCCUCUCGGAGAUUUAUGAUUUCAUCACAAACUUAUUCCCUUACUACCGACACAAUAAACAACGCUGGCAAAACUCAAUUAGACAUUCACUUUCAUUCAAUGAUUGUUUUGUCAAGGUGGCUCGAGGGCCAGACAGACCAGGAAAGGGGUCCUUUUGGACACUUCAUCCAGAUUCCGGUAACAUGUUUGAUAAUGGAUGCCACCUCCGCCGCCAGAAGAGAUUUAGGGAUCCAGCACGGGAGGCGGCAAGGAUAGAAAGAAAGAGAAAAUCCAAAGGAGUGUCCGCGGCAAUAAAGAAGGAGGACGAUGAGGAGGAGGCUGAGGCGGUGGUGGUACCACAAAACUGCGAAUGGAGACAAGAAGUGGUCGGGUGGACUCAAGAAAGUCAUCCUACAUGGUGUUUUUGUGAGCCCCCUCCCCCGCCUCCACCUCCACCACCUCCUCCACCACCACCACCACCACCUCCUCCUCCACCACGAUCUGCGCUGCCGCAGCCAUCGUCCUCUCAGUCCUGGUGGAACUCGGUGGCGUUUGAUGCCUCCGCGACUACCAUCGGGGCAUCACCACCGACACCGCUUUCUACUCUACCGUCAGAAUAUUACUCCUAG
This is a messenger RNA of Mesocestoides corti, 939 nucleotides long. NCBI's taxonomy places the organism in Eukaryota, Metazoa, Platyhelminthes, Cestoda, Cyclophyllidea, Mesocestoididae. The record is from the annotation of a GenBank genome assembly.